This is a messenger RNA of Beta vulgaris subsp. vulgaris (sugar beet), 720 nucleotides long. RefSeq lists its product as uncharacterized. The transcript has a single exon. Gene Ontology annotation, molecular function: RNA-DNA hybrid ribonuclease activity; nucleic acid binding. Bases 1 to 720 code for a protein of 239 amino acids. The record is from RefSeq and is a predicted model, not a curated record. Lineage: Eukaryota; Viridiplantae; Streptophyta; Magnoliopsida; Caryophyllales; Amaranthaceae.
AUGGCAGUUUUUUUUCAAAAAGUGUGGGCAGCAGCGUUUUUCGUCAUCAUAUGGACGGUGUGGAAGGAGCGAAAUCACAGAAUUUUCAGAGAGUCAUCAUCUUCAUUCGAGGACCUUCAUGACCUAAUUCUUUUAAGAUUAGGAUGGUGGAUAAGAGGCUGGGACGUUGGUUUUCCUUAUUCUCCAACUGAGAUUCAAAGGAAUCCACAUUGCUUGAAAGGGAAUGUGGAUGAAAGAAUGGCGAGAUCGGCAAUCUCAAAACCAUCAUAUAUGCCGUGGUCCCCUCCUAUGCACGGAGUGCUUAAAUGGAAUGUGGAUGCCUCUGUAAUGGAGUUAAGUGCAAGCUCAGCUGUAGGCGGAAUUUUGAGAGAUCAUCAAGGUAAAUUCAUGUGCCUCUUCUCAUCUCCUAUACCAUUUAUUGAGAUCAAUUGUGCAGAGAUUCUUGCUAUACAUAGAGCCAUAUCAAUUUCCAUAAACAGUGAGAUCACGAAGCAAUCCACUCUUCUUCUUGAAUCCGAUUCGGCAAAUGCUGUAAUGUGGUGUAAUAGCGAAUACGGAGGACCAUGGAACAUGAACCACCAGUUAAACUUCAUAAGGCAUGCUCGCAGGAUUGUGUUGAACAUCUCAAUAAUUCACAAAGGGAGAAGCUCAAAUUUUGUCGCAGACUCACUCGCAAAGCAAGGAUCACAUCGUCGGUCCGAGUUUAUUGCCUGGAUGUAG